Molecule: messenger RNA, 342 nt
Organism: Purpureocillium takamizusanense
Lineage: Eukaryota; Fungi; Ascomycota; Sordariomycetes; Hypocreales; Ophiocordycipitaceae
Exons: 3
Coding region: 1-342 (113 amino acids)
Source: RefSeq, a predicted model, not a curated record
AUGCCACCAGUCUUCCGAUCGAGCGUCUCCUACAAGCAUCCGACCAUGUCACAACCAUCACAAGGGUUAUUGUCCUCUCUGCGAGACGGCUCCGGCCGGCCGGUGAGGGGCCGUUCAGCAUAUCAUUUCUUCGCCGACGAGCACCGCAUGCGCGUCUCGGAAGAGCGUCCGGACAUGACGCCAGGGGAAGUCGGUCAAAUCUUGGGAGAAAUGUGGCACGCGCAGACCAUCGCCCAGCGAGCCCCGUACGAGCGAAUGGCUGCCGAAGAUAAAGACCGCUAUGAAGCCGAGGUACGGGAGUGGCAGGCGGAGCUUGAGCGACGAAACGCCGACGCGCGGUAA